AUGACGGGCGAGCAAUAUAUGGCAACACUUGCCGAUUCGUUUCUUUUGGACCUAGAAGACUUAGAACAUGAUGAUGAGAUAGAAGAUAAUAAUAAUAGGACAGCUUUAGCUCAAUGUUAUGAAUCUGAUCCAGACGAAACAAUCAAAGAUGCUGUUAAAGAAUAUUUUAGUAGUUCUGACCUUAAAAAUCGGUCAUUUUCUCAGUUUUUGAGGAGUGAAAGACUAAACAAAACUAUUGAAAAAAUUAUCCCGUUAUUGGAUGGUAAAAUAUUGAUUGAUAGGGAAGUUGAUUAUAAAGAACAACUUUUAAUAAGGGAUUGUAAUUCGCUUGUUAUAGAAAUUGACACAGAAAUUUUAAGCAUUCAUAAGUAUGUCAAAGAUAUCUAUUGCAGUAAAUUCCCGGAAUUGGAAUCUAUCGUCGUCGCUCCUUUGGAUUACAUAUCAUUGGUUAAAAGAAUUCAAAAUGAAAGUGAUAUCACAAAAAUUGAUAUGAAAGAUAUUUUACCGAAUGCAACCGCAAUGGCAGUUACUGUCGCUGCCACAAUGACUAUGGGAUCGGCACUAGGGCCCUACGAACUAUCAAAGUUAAUUGGAGCAUGUGAUGAUGCAUUAAAGCUUGCAGCUCAUAGAAAUAAUGUCUUAUUAUAUUUGGAGAGCAGAAUGACCAUUCUUGCACCAAAUAUUUCCAGAAUAAUUGGAUCCGCAUUAACUGCAAGGUUGAUAACUAUGGCAGGCGGAUUACAAGAAUUGGCUAAAAUUCCAUCUCAAAAUAUAAUGUUAAUUGGCGAUUCUAAAAAUACUUUAUUCACUGGUCAUACUUUUAAAGGAUCUGAAACAUCUGGCGUUAUUUCAUGUUGUGAAAUAGUACAAACGGCCGUUUCACACUUAAAAUUUAAAGCCAUAAAAAUGGUUUCGAGCAAAGUGGCAUUGGCUGCGAGAGUAGAUCUUUUUGGGAAAGCUAAAGAUGGGGGUAUUGGCGAAAAAUUCAGAAAUCACAUUUUAGUUAAUUUAUCCAAGGCACUAGAGAUGCCAGAUGCUCCCAUCAAAAAAGCUCUACCAAUUCCGGAAGAGAGGAAAACUAAUAAGAGAGGAGGGAAAAGAUAUAGGAAGAUGAAAGAAAAAUAUGGAAUUAGUCAAAUUAGGCAACAGGCGAAUAGGAUCGCAUUUGGACCGGAAGGCCAAGAAGAGAUUGGACUUGAAGGACAUCAACUUGGAAUGCUCGGAAAAUCCACUGGAAAAGGGAAGAUUAUCCUUCAGGUUAAAAGGAAACAAAUUCAUGUUCCUAGAAAACGCCAAUUGAUGUUGCAGAAACAGAUGGAAAGUUCAAACGCUAUUAAUGGCAUGGCAACAUCAUUAGCAUUCACACCUUUACAAGGGAUUGAGCUUUGUAAUCCCAAACGUAAUACACAGGAAAUAACACCUGGCUAUUUUGACAAAUUUGCAAAAUUUAGCAAGUUAUCUAUGAAGUGA
Molecule: messenger RNA, 1470 nt
Organism: Babesia microti strain RI
Lineage: Eukaryota; Apicomplexa; Aconoidasida; Piroplasmida; Babesiidae
Product: U4/U6 small nuclear ribonucleoprotein PRP31
Exons: 10
Coding region: 1-1470 (489 amino acids)
Biological process (GO): spliceosomal tri-snRNP complex assembly; mRNA splicing, via spliceosome
Cellular component (GO): U4/U6 x U5 tri-snRNP complex; U4 snRNP; precatalytic spliceosome
Source: RefSeq, a predicted model, not a curated record